UUGGCUUUUUCAUAGGAACGGGAAGUGAUCUCUUCGAUACGAUCAUCUCCUCCAUAGGAAUCAUGGCCUUUAGUGCGAUAGUCGCUCUCAAUAUCCUCGCAGCUUUAACAGUCGCCAAGGUAAACACCAAAAUAAUUAAAAAGAAAUUUCCAAUUCUAAUUCAGUUAAUCAUCUUUAUCGAUUUAAAACUUUUCCAAUCAAAACUUAAUCAGGUUUCAUUGUGCCAUUCGGUUAACUAUCAGAUCGCUCGACGUUGUAAAUUAACUUUAUCUACGAAUUUAAAAUUAUUAGCGACCUGUGAACGAAUGAAUAUCAAUCGGAUCGGCUUCAGUCUCGGUGGUAUUUGUACCUUAGAUUCAAAGACUUUCCUAUUGUAUCUCCUCGAAAACGCUGGACUGAUGCUAAUGUUCAUCACCAAUUUCAAUAAAUCAAAGUGAUUAAUCAACUUGAUUGAGUUGGAAGAAAAUUAAAUCGGAUAAAAAUGGAGACCAACAAUUAAUUACGAUUCUUUAUGGUUAACAAUUAAAACUAAUUGUUAUUAGUUGUUAAUCACAACUAUUAGUUGAAACUAUUGGGAAAAAAAAUUCACCUUCCAUUAAAUUGUUAUUGUAAUGAAAGUUAAUUGUCUUUACCAAUUUUAGUAAUUAACCUUUACGAUUAAAUCAAUCAAAUUGAUUAUUAUUGUUCAUCCAAUGUUAAUGGUGGAUCAGCAAUUUACACAUUCGUAAAUUGUUAGCUAUUAAUUAAUUGUUUACAAAACGAUUGAAAUGUAAUAACAAUUAACAGAAACAAUUGAAAAAGUGAAACUCUUGUCAUUUUGAUUAGUAAUUAAUUUGAUUAUUGUGGUUAAAAGGUUGACAGUUGAUUUGAUUGUCUAUUCACAAUCAACUCUAAAUUGAUUUUUAUUUCUUGUUUUCAUCAAUUAAAUUGUCACACAGAAAAUUUAAUGCAAAUGAUUAACUUUAUGGUGAAAACGAUAACGAUAACAAUUAAAUUCAUUACAA
Panonychus citri (citrus red mite) is the source of this 1004-nucleotide messenger RNA. RefSeq lists its product as uncharacterized. The record is from RefSeq and is a predicted model, not a curated record. The coding region runs from base 63 to 437 and encodes 124 amino acids. The transcript has 3 exons. NCBI's taxonomy places the organism in Eukaryota, Metazoa, Arthropoda, Arachnida, Trombidiformes, Tetranychidae.